CAUCCUUUCUCCACCAGUUGUCGCGCACUGCUGCGCGUUCCCACUCGUAACCCCCGAACCUCGUCUCCCGAUCAGCGCAAUCGUCGCAAUCGUCGCAAUCGUCGCAAUCGUCGCAAUCGUCGCAAUCGUCGCAGCCAACGACACAACCCAUUUCCUCCACUGCGCAGCGCUGCAUGCGUCGCGAGGCAUGAACGGGGAUAACAACCCGCCGAGUUCGACCACUGGCGCGCCAGCCAACGGCUCGUUUGCCGCCCUGGCGUCGAGUCGCGCGAGUCCCUUCCCCGCGACCACCGCCGCGACGAAGACCACAAUGGCCGUCCCGGCCUAUCUUCCCCCGGCGCAGGCCUACCGCCCGCCUGCGUCUUCUCAGCCGGGCUACCCGCCGUCACUUUCCAAUGCCAAUUCCUUUGAUCGCGGCACCAAAAAGUCUCUGGGCACCCUGCAAUCCGCGACGCCCCCGACUCUCUCCUCAGCGCUGAUUCGUAACCUCCCGCUCAACACGUCGGAGGAGUCACUGCGCUUGAUGAUGGUUUUUUCCAAGGAUUUGGUCGAUGUCGAGGUCUUGCCUGUUGAACAAUCCGCCGAUGCCGGUUUCCGAUCCGCGAUCCUCAAGUUCAAAAGCCCGGCGGGCGCACAGGAAGCCAAGAACAUGCUCGACGGGAAAUCCAACAUUUCGAACGAUGCCGAGAUGAUUGUCGAGAUCCUCGGCAGCUCGAGUCCCACGGCCCUGGGCAAGCGAUUUUCCAACGACGCCAUCAUGUCCGCGGGCGCUCCCAACUCGAACGGCUCCGCGACUCCAUCUGCUCCGUCGUCAAGACAGACAUCGCGGUUCAACGGGACGUUCCAAUCGCUGGACAAGAUCACGCCUCCUCUGAACAACAAGUUUGGAGAUUUGACCGCGCACGAAGCUAGCGCCCCCUACCAUAACAUCUUCGGGCCGCAAUCGCCGAUCGGAAACCAUCUCGCCACCGGCACGCAGAUGACCAGCAAAUCGCUGAUCGAUUCUGCCGAGGACGAUGAGACCAAGGAGCUGCUCAAAGACCCCGUCGGCUUUGCCGAGAACGGUCUGCAGCGUCGACAGACAGCGCCGCAGCUGCCGAUAUCCCGCAUGGCGAACCUGUCACUGAACACCACCCCGAGCCCUGCCGCUACACACACUCCGAUGGGGUACUACGGCCACGCCGGCAUGGGGACACUUCCUGGAAUGCCAAACACGAUGUCGCCCACAGCAAUGGGCGGCCACGGCACAGGAUACAAUGCCCCGAUGCCCCACCGGAUGAAUAACUUCCCACCAGCGAACCCGGCCGACCAGAACCCGCCGUGCAACACGCUCUACGUCGGCAACCUGCCCCUUGACACCUCUGAGGAGGAGCUGAAGGCCAUGUUCUCGCGGCAGCGUGGAUACAAACGCCUCUGCUUCAGGACCAAACAGAAUGGGCCCAUGUGCUUUGUCGAGUUUGAAGACGUCACCUUUGCGACUAAGGCCUUGCACGAACUCUACGGACAACCGCUCCACAACAGCGUCAAGGGAGGCAUCCGCUUGAGCUUCUCCAAGAACCCUCUCGGUGUACGAUCAAAUCAGAACCAAAACCAAAACGGCGCGGGCGCCAUGGGCAGCGGCAUGAACGGGAUGCACUCCGGGUCCGCCAGCGGAUUCACCACAGCCAGCGGCCCUCCACCCGGAUUGAGUGCGCCUCCAGGUCUCUCCUCGAAUCGUGGUGGAUACCCGCCAUCGACCGGCCUCGCCACUGGCACCACCAGCAUGUACGCCCCUCCCAACAUGUCAAACGCACCUGGCAACCCAUGGGGCGGUGUGUACAACGGAAACGGCCCUGUGAUGGCCGGUAAUCCAUCGGCAUUCCCGCCUUAUAUGAUGGGGCGAUAACCUAACGACGCGUGAAAAUUCCUCCGUCGUUAUAGCUGGCCAUUUCCUAUCUUCCGGCUUCAGCUGGUCAGGGCCGUUCACUCGAUCAUUCACCGAUCCACCGCCCAGAGGCUUAGGCAUUGUUCCCUUGAGAUUCAGCUCCAGACCGAGCUUGACUCACUCGAUAUCCUCGGUCCGAAACUGGGGGUACUUUAUCUUGUUUCUUCAUCAGUCAUUUGUUUUUU
This is a messenger RNA of Thermothelomyces thermophilus ATCC 42464, 2109 nucleotides long. RefSeq lists its product as uncharacterized. The transcript has a single exon. The record is from RefSeq and is a predicted model, not a curated record. Gene Ontology annotation, molecular function: mRNA binding. The coding region runs from base 188 to 1885 and encodes 565 amino acids. NCBI's taxonomy places the organism in Eukaryota, Fungi, Ascomycota, Sordariomycetes, Sordariales, Chaetomiaceae.